CCGGCUCCUCCCUGCAUCCUGCCUCCUUCUGCUACAGAUAAGGUCUGCAUCUGCAUUAAAAAGUGUUUUCUUACAUAGAAGGCUUCACGUCUGCAUGCUGCUGGCAACUCCACGUCAUCCAGAGGCACAUGGUCUAUGAAAACAGUGUCUUCAUUUUAUAAUGGCUCCAGACUUGGGGUACACCCCCCCAGAUGGAGGCUGGGGGUGGAUGGUCGUUUUGGGAGCUUUUAUAUCAAUGGGAUUCUCCUAUGCCUUUUCUAAAGCUGUGACUGUUUUCUACAAAGAAAUCCAGGAAUAUUUUGGAGCCUCUUAUAGUGAAAUAGCCUGGAUAUCCUCAUUGCUGCUGGCUGUCAUGUACGCUGGAGGUCCCAUCAGUAGCAUUUUGGUAAACCGCUAUGGCAGCCGGCCGGUGGUAAUUGUUGGUGGCCUCCUGAGCGGAACGGGAAUGAUUUUGGCUACCUUGUGCACAAGCAUUUUACAGCUGUACAUCUGUGUCGGUGUCAUUGCAGGGUUUGGUUUUUCGAUGAAUCUUCAGCCGUCAGUCAUCGUGGUGGGAAAGUACUUUCAGAAAAGACGCCCCAUAGCUAACGGCCUUGCGAUGGCUGGAAGUCCUGUUGUACUCUCGACACUCGCACCUCUGAACCAGUUUUUGUUUGACAAGUUUGGGUGGAGGGGCAGCUUCUUAAUCCUGGGAGCCCUGUUGCUUAACUGCUGUGUUGCCGGUGCUCUGUUUCGACCUAUUGGACCAAUGUCCUCAAAAACAAAAAAAGAGAAUAACAAGCCAAUCCAAGAGAAAGACCCAGAAAAAGUUAACAUAAGUCUACUGGAACAAGUUAAAGUGGCGACACCUGAAAAGAAAGAGAAGGAAAGUUGUCUGACCAGGUUUAAUAAAGUCCUGGACUUAACUCUUUUUAAGCACAGGGGCUUCUUGAUCUACCUCAUUGGAAAUGUGUUAAUGUUCAUUGCCUUUUACGCACCUAUAGUGUUUCUGGCUCCUUAUGGAAAACAUCUUGGUGUUGAUGAAUAUUCAGCUGCUUUUCUGUUGUCUAUACUUGCCAUAAUUGACAUGGUUGCCCGACCAGCAACUGGGAUCAUUGCAAACACAAAGUGGAUUAGGCCAAGGAUCCAGUACUUCUUCAGUUUUUCUGUGACAUUUAAUGGCCUCUGCCAUCUCUUGUGCCCUCUAGUUACAGGCUAUACCGGCCUUGUGGUGUACUCUGUGUUUUUUGGCCUGGGUUUUGGCAUGGUUUGUGCUCUGCUCUUUGAAACUCUUAUGGAUCUUGUUGGACCUAAACGAUUUUCGAGUGCUGUUGGUCUGGUCACCAUUGUGGAGUGUGUCCCUCUUCUCCUUGGACCCCCGAUUGGAGGUGCAAUUGUAGACACCUUUGGAGAUUACAAAUAUAUGUUUAUCGAAUGCGGGGCCAUCAUGGUGUUUGCUGGUAUCUUUCUUUUCGUUGGGAACUUUUACAACUACCGGAUGCUGAGGAAAGAGGCGCAGGCGGAAAAACAAGACCAAAAGAAAGAGAUAGAAAUGACGGAAGGUGCCAAACUCAAAAAAGAGGACAGUGAUCAAGUGGCAAAAAAUAGCGAAAUUCCUUCUGUAAAAUGCGAGACAGAGAAGCCUGAAGAAGUGAAUGGAUCAGGUCAUGCGAGUUAGAAGGACUUGGGGAUAGUUGAACAGACAUCCUCAUUUGUAGGUGUGAUUUGCCUAGAGGACAGUUUUACACUCUGUCAAUCCGUAUGUACGUAUAGUACAAGAUCCACCCAGGGCCAGAUUAAGCCUUGGGAUUGGGGGGCUCGGGUCACUUGAGACAGGGGGACCCGG
Molecule: messenger RNA, 1825 nt
Organism: Pseudophryne corroboree (corroboree frog)
Lineage: Eukaryota; Metazoa; Chordata; Amphibia; Anura; Myobatrachidae
Product: monocarboxylate transporter 2-like
Exons: 5
Coding region: 161-1657 (498 amino acids)
Biological process (GO): monocarboxylic acid transport; transmembrane transport
Cellular component (GO): plasma membrane
Molecular function (GO): monocarboxylic acid transmembrane transporter activity
Source: RefSeq, a predicted model, not a curated record